Bursaphelenchus xylophilus (pine wood nematode) is the source of this 1989-nucleotide messenger RNA. The record is from the annotation of a GenBank genome assembly. Lineage: Eukaryota; Metazoa; Nematoda; Chromadorea; Rhabditida; Aphelenchoididae.
AUGCUGCACCAUCAAGAACUAGUCAUCACCUUGUUUUGGGGGGAGUCGGGCUUUGACAAGUGCCGCAGUGAUACCCUCGGAGGACUCCGUUCAGCAUAUCUGGUCUGGUUGUCCCAGUAGGUCCUCUUUUCAUCAGAGGCAACGUUUCGAUCCAGAAAACGGAACGCAAACGCGAGAAAUGUAAAGAUUCCAAUCUUUGCUUUGACCCAAUAACAUGGGAAAAAGUUGCCGAGCAUUUUUUGAAUUCCAUCGACAUCAAAUGGUUAGCCGCCCAUUAUUUCAGCAGCCAGACAAUGUCAGAGACGCGUUGAAUAUUGAUUCUAGGAUGUUCGUCAACCGACGACCUCAGGGUAAAUUGAUAAAGUUCGGAUUCCGUACUUUAUCUUUGGGUCCCUUGCCGUCAAAUCGUAAUUUUUAAAUCCAUCAUUUCACCGUGUUCAGACUCAGAACACACUAGUCGAACAUAGCGUUGAUACUUUGCGUAGCUUCUGAAACUUUCGCAUCCUGUUUUUGCCCGUAAAAGAUGACAGCGCGAACCGACUUUUUUUUGAUAAUUUUUGAUUAGGGCUAAAUUACUGUAAUUUGGUCCCAAUAUGACAAACGAUACAUCAAACGAAAGCCUGAAAUCUCAGCUACAAAAUGAUAUAAUAUUUCGAAAUUCCAUCAUCGCUUGCCUUUUUUAGAGGCUUUAAACUUUGCCCCUCUCACAGAGGGUCAUUAUUUGUUGGACAACCUAAUAGAUAAAAGUUACGGAUCUUCGUUUUUUGCCGGAAAUUUUGGUCUUUUAUAUGUUACAGUAACUCAGGGUAAAGAAAAGUAACGUUAGUAAUAGAUGAAAUUACAAAAGUGGACAUAUUGCAAGCCUUCGCCGAGCGUCCAGCAUCCAACGGAUUUGCCAGGCCUCGUAGACAAUUCCUACAACGAAUCGGCCAGAUAAAAAACAUUUUUUGUCGGUGACUAUUCAACCCUCCAAAAAACAAGUUUUUUAGAAGGUAACACAUGAGUUCCAAAAAAGUUCGAAAUUUUCAAAUUAAACAUCAAAAAAAUUAAAGUUUUUUCUACCAAAAAAUCUCGACAUUUUCCCCAAAUUUCAGCCUAAAAAUCUUGCAGAUGUCUUAGAAAAUAAUCAUCUAAGGCUAUCCCACGUUUUAUGACAUAAAUUUGAAGCAGUGUGCAUGCUUUCCAUAUCAGUUCUUAAUUCUUUUCACCGUACUCUUUCGAAACCGAGGAGAGUUCACACUUCACAAAAUUUCGUAAUGCCUCUAAAAGUCAUUUAUAGUUGCUCCGAUUAUAUUUAUCGUAAUUUGCGUACCUUUGGAAUAUCUUUUAUUUUUCCAGAAGCCAUUGAUAAACAACAAAAACAAAAUAACAGAACGAGCAAAAAAGGGGGGAAAUCGACAUUACUUUUCGGCCGAUGUGUGUUUUUGUUCAAUUUAAAGAUAUCUUAUAUUUUAUUGAUUAAAAUUCGGCUGGAGGUUUUACGAUACAAAUCGUUAAAGGACCUCACCAACUACAUUUGAAUCGCAUUUUUACGGCUUGGAGGUGCGCUUCGCCAAAAGUUGCGAAGAUCCCGCGAAAAAAACAAAUACAAAAAAUAGUUGAGAAUUUUUCUCGAAAAAUGCAAAAUUGAAGAAAGUUCAUGUUUCGAAGGUGCAGAAACAGCUUGUUGAUCAUGUGGAUCCUGCCAACGCCCAUUCCGAUGCUCUUGGGGAAAGGCUGAUGUAAGUUUUUUUGGUUUUCGCUUGGUUGUCCACAUUUAGGUAGGAUUGAACGAACUUGUGCAAUAUUUCGUCUGUUCGUUCGAAAAAAGCACGAGCGCAAUGUUGAGGAGCAGCUAUUAGACUCAAAGUUUGUGUGACGUCCAUUUUCUUGCCUUGUUUGAGCUGCUUUUAUCCAUUUAGAGGUAUUUUAUAUUGCUUUAGUUGGUUUUUUAAUUUCAGAGUUGUUCAAACGUCUGCAACGACCCAUGAAAUGAAGGAACCGGCUUGA